GCCAUGGUGACAGUGUAACGGGCAGCGCUGUGUCAGUACCGGGAUAGCGAGCCGGUAACAGCAGCCGUUUCAUCCGUCCUCUCCUUCCAUCAGCAGCUCUAAUACUGCACCUCCCACCUGUGUGAGCUCUGCGCCCCGGACUGCCUCCAUCCUCCGUGUGCUGUGCGGACACUUACCGCAUCCCGGGGUCCGCUCACCCCUCCUCCUCCAUCGUCCUGCCCUGAUUAAUGCCAUCUUGUCCCCAUACAGAGCCCCCGGAGCAGCCCGUGUGAGCAGGAUGGCAGCAAUGCUGGGCCAGCAGGGACUCCAUGUAACCAAAGACAGAGUGAUCUCCAAGAUGCCACAGUGUUAUAGACCAGAAUCGUCCAUUCAAUACAAAUCCCAAUUUAAUCAGCAGGUGAAAAAUGCUUGCAAACAGCGCCAUGCAGUGGACCUUGGGCUGAAGAUGUCAAAGGUUGUGAUGUUGGGGGAUCUUUAUGUUGGGAAGACAAGUUUGAUAAACAGGUUCUGUAAGAACGUAUUUGAUCGGGAUUACAAAGCAACAAUCGGUGUAGAUUUUGAGAUUGAGAAAUUUGAGAUCCUGGGGAUACCAUUCAACCUCCAAAUAUGGGACACAGCGGGACAAGAGAAGUUCAAAUGUAUUGCCUCAACAUAUUACAGAGGAGCACAGGUUAUUAUCACUGCAUUUGAUUUGGGUGACAUCCAAACCCUGGAGAAUACAAAACGGUGGGUGCAGGAUGCUCUAAGGGAGAAUGAUCCAGAGGCUUGCUCAAUUUUCCUAGUUGGAACCAAGAAAGAUACAGUGACUCUAGCAGAGUGUGAGCGGACAGAACGUGACGCUAUACAAUUCGCUACAGAGUUUAAAGCCGAAUAUUGGUCCGUAUCAGCAAAAACAGGGGAACAUGUGAAGGAUUUCUUUUUCCGAGUUGCAGCUCUGGCCUUUGAACAGUCAAUGAUGAGUCAACUGGAAAGGAGCAAAGACAGCCCAACUCAGAUUGGGAAUGGGACCCUCAUUAAUCUUGAAGGAAAUUCAGCAGAGAAAAAGGAAAAUGAAAGCCAGCAUGCCUGCUGUUAGACUAAAGUGAUCUAAUCUUGCAAUUAAAGCACCAUCUUAGCCACUCGUCCACUCAUGGAUAGUGUCCAGAUGCCACCAGUAACUCACUCUUUGGUUUUUUGAGUGUCCUUUCUGAUGUUGCCUUGUAGCGUUUUCAACCUAGUUUGAGUCUCUAGACAUUUGGGCUGUAGUGUUAAGCUGAGAGAUGGGAUAUUCUUUCACUGCCCAAAACAUGAAGAUAAUUAGGAUUUACCUUGCUAAUCAGCUUGAUCCUCCACUCAAACUGGAAAUUUAUAAUCCUGUAUCCACAAACUGAGACUACUAAAAACUGUAACAAAGCACAUAAACAACUACACACAUAAAUAUCAUAAAUAUCUUUCAUAGGAAAAUUGCUGAUUUGCAUUUUUUGUCUAUAUGUGUACAUUAAUCAUGACACUAAAUGCCUUGUUAUUGAAAUGUGAUUAUGUCGGUCACCACCUUCCUAUAUUUGUUCCAUUUGCUCCAAACCAUCUGUCUGUACUAAGCUCUCCUGUUUUCGCACAGCUGUUGACAAAGUCUCUAACUGCUUCCACCUUCGUCAUUUAUACAAAUCAUCAUUUUGUUUUUGUGCAAGACGAACUGUCUUAAUAUGUCAAGUUGAUUUCAAUUCAGCGACAGAGACUUCCCAGCUUCUAUUUCUCUUUUGACUGUAAACUGCCUCAUUGGCAGGGUUCAUUUAUUGGUUUGAGAGAAGCCUUACUCUGUAUAGGUUAGCAUAUCUCUCCCUCUUUGUGUAACAUCCUCAAUGUUAUAAAGUGUUACUCUUCCUCCUGACACAGACAGUUUAUCAGGUCACUGGCCAUGUCUUUCUGGCUGAUUAAACAUCACCAAGGAUAGGCUGAAAAUAAUCAAUCAAUGAAAUGCAGUUGCUAUGGCUUGUAGUGUCAUUUCAAAAGACUUUGGCCUACAUUGUAUGUAUCAGUGCACUAACUGAUGUACGGGAUGUGAGAAUACAAAUGUAAUUUUAAUUAUGUAUUUUAUAUUAAAUAUGUACACCUGAAUAAAGGGACCACAAUGCAAGAGAAAUCUUUACAUUACCUUAAUAAGUAACUGAUUGGUUAAUAAAAGAUGCAUUUUA
This is a messenger RNA of Pelobates fuscus (common spadefoot toad), 2171 nucleotides long. RefSeq names its product RAB36, member RAS oncogene family (gene RAB36). Gene Ontology annotation, molecular function: GTP binding; GTPase activity. Bases 278 to 1075 code for a protein of 265 amino acids. Gene Ontology annotation, biological process: vesicle-mediated transport. Lineage: Eukaryota; Metazoa; Chordata; Amphibia; Anura; Pelobatidae. The record is from RefSeq and is a predicted model, not a curated record. The transcript has 10 exons.